This is a messenger RNA of Athalia rosae (coleseed sawfly), 10813 nucleotides long. RefSeq names its product alpha-2A adrenergic receptor (gene Octalpha2R). Bases 5162 to 6883 code for a protein of 573 amino acids. The record is from RefSeq and is a predicted model, not a curated record. Gene Ontology annotation, biological process: adenylate cyclase-activating adrenergic receptor signaling pathway. The transcript is spliced from 3 exons. Gene Ontology annotation, cellular component: membrane. NCBI's taxonomy places the organism in Eukaryota, Metazoa, Arthropoda, Insecta, Hymenoptera, Athaliidae. Gene Ontology annotation, molecular function: G protein-coupled amine receptor activity.
UUCACCUCAAGUUUUGCAUCGCUGAGGAGAGCUUUAGAUUCAGCCCAACGUCGCCGGUAUCUCGGAAUUACCUCGAAAUUGUGCGAGAGGAGUGAAAAAAUAUUGUUCCUUUUUUUUUUUGUCUCUUCAGUUUUCGAUUAAUCAUCGACGAAACGGUCGUCGCAGGCGUAUACGGGUGUCCCGUACACCUGGACGUUAUCACGUUUUCCGAAUAAUAUGAGCUUUUAUUUUGAAAUUAUAAAAGCCGAGGGCAAAAACUGCGACGAGGUCGUCGCAAGCACUAGGUAGCAUGAAGGAGCUUUUGGAUUCGUUAACGGAAACGGACCGCGGCCCAUAGGUCCCAGCCCUGUAGGUGCUCGAAAAGUACCCCCAGGGAAACCGGAUCUCACCUUCGCGGGAUUUUGGAAAAAUAAGAGGAAAAAUUCACCCGGAGCAUCGAAGAAUCCGUUCGCCAUUGGAGAGCUCUUUGCGAGGGGCGAGUGAAACGAGGAGAAUAGGAUACGGUAGUAAAAGAGAAAAACAACGGUAAAACAAAAAAGGCGCAAAAAAAAUCGUUACUCACGUCCAAAAGUUAAAAAGAUACAAUCGAAGCUGAAGCAUACAAAUAAGAGAGAGGGACCUUCUUCGGCAAACAUCCUGCCCGCCUCCAGAAGGCCUCCUAAGUAAAAAUAAAAAGACGCCGCAGGGGCCACUAGAAAAAGAAAGAGGAAAUAAAGGAAAAAAUAAAGAAGAAGAAUAAGAACACGAGAAGUAAAAAGCUGCAGCAAUUCAGAAACGACGCGCGCGGGGCGCUCUAUUCCGAGCAUAGAUAAAGGACGAGCAGUGUGGCGUAAAUAUUUCACUUAUAUUUUACACGGAAAAUUCACGAAUCGUCGAAAUCAUUUUCCAAUUUACUCGACAUCUGCUCUCCCUUCCCAAAAAUAUCGUUAAAAUAAUAACGAUAAUAAUAUAGGGAUCAAAAUAUUCCGUACAAAUAUUAAAAAAAAAAAGGAAAAAAAAAAAUUCACUCUCGCAUCUCCAUUCACGGUAUAAAUAUACCGAUCGCCAAUUACCAACGGAUCAAAAACGAAAGAUACCUCUAUCUGUUUUUUAAAUUCAUCGAUUUUCGCCGAAGAAUACUCCCGUUCGGCGAACGUAUAGGUAUAUAUCUAUAUAAUCCGAAUCGCGUGGCGUCACCCUCAUCGGAGCAGCGUCCCUUUAAGGCGGGAAAAAGAGGACCGACCCAGAACGGGGUUGUUCCCUCAAAAUAAUAUCCGCAGCAUAUCCCACGAGCGCAAAAAAAAAAAGAAGAAGAAGAAGAAGAAAAAAAAAACUCUAAGAAGAAGAAGCGAAAUAAGAAUAAGAAGAAGGAAUAGAAGACUAAAAAUAAAAAAAAAAUAAAAUAAUAAAAAAAGAAAAGAAUUAAGAGAAGCGAAAAAAAACAAAACUAAAAAGUAAUAUCACGGUAGAGAAUAAGAUACAGCUCCAGAUUCCGACGUUACCCUCCACCCCCGUGACUCCUCCCCCUCCCCCUCGCCCCCAGACUUAUUAUACCCAGGUUCUUCUGUACGACUUGAAGGUAUAAACGCGAACGGAAGAAAAAAAAAAAAAAGGAAUUUUCAAAGAAACUGAGACGUUUGGCGACUAAAAUAGGGAAAAAAGCACAAACCGAAGCCGCGUGAAAAAGAUUCAAAAAAAGGAGAGAAAAAAUAUCAAAUCAUCCCGAUUAUGGUGAACUGCGAAAUGGACAUUAAACGUGCGAACUAUCGUCAAUUCGAUACGCGAGUGUGGUUGAACAGAAAAUAAUGAAAACGGGUUGAAAUCGUAACACUACUACUGCUACUACAGCUACUACAGCUACUACUACUACUACUACUACUACUGCUAUUACUACUACUACUAUUACUCCUACUACUACCACCACUACUACUACUACUAAUAACCAUAAUAAUAACAAUAACAAUAGUAAUAAUAACAACAAAUCGUACGACUGUGCGAUGUCCCUAUUAUCGUCGUAUAUCAAAUAAGACCCUUCGUACGGUUCAAUAUAUUGAAGUAUUUUGAAUUUCAAAUUUGACAGAAUGACGUCCCACCUUAAGAUUACCAUAGAACGUUAUUCUCGUUGUGCAGUGAUGGAAAAAAUACAUCCCAUGCUUUAAUACAUCUCAAUCGGGUCACGUGAUCACCCUUGUAAAAGAAUUAUUGAUAUACAUCCGCGGACGUGUAUUAGGGCACACGAAUAAUCUGACUGACGGCGGAAAAAUAUAUUCAAGAACAAUAGCAAAAAGUUGUAACCAAAGAGCGAUAAAAACAAGUGGACAUAAAGUAACGCAACGGUGGCGGUUCCGGAGUAAAAGAUAAACCGAGUGAUCGAGAUGUGAAAAAGCUACGAGUGACGAUUCGACUAAUUUAUGUAAAUAGUUGUAUAUACGAUUAAGCUAUACAUAUAUACACAAAUUAAUGGUUAAUUAUAGGAAAGAUAUAUAUAAAUAGAUUUUGGUAAUGGCAACACAUAGUUACUCAAAUCGUUGAACAAACGAUUGACAACUAUAUAAUAUAUAUACGUAGAUAUAUGCCAUACAUAGAUAGACAUCUAUACGUUAUAUAUAUAUAACAUGACAAUUAAAUCGAUCCGAUAAUUGGCCUUAGUUAGCAAACAAUUACUCGGAUUAUUGGUAUUUUCCCGUUGCAGUUCGCUAUAUAUAUAUCGGUAUACCUAUUUCACUUUCCAUCUACAUAUACUGAACACAUUAUUAAGUAUAUUAAAUAAUUAAUCAAUUAUUGGUACAACCUGUAUUAUAUUUUGUACAUCGGUAUAAAUAAUAAUUCACGUCAGUAAUUAAGAAUAGAAAAAAAAAAAAAAAUUAAUAAUUCCAAAUAAAAUACAAUAAUAGUUUCCGAACAACCGAAGAUUACUAACGAUAUAGUAUACAAUAUUACAUUCAACUAAUCCUGUACAUAAAUCAACGUAUGUACAGAUCUAUCCAUGUAUUUGAAUGAACGAAGAAAAGGUGUAUUCAAUUUCCCCGUAGACACAAUACUAAUUGGUAGAGUCGUUAGAGAUAAAAUUGUUUUUAGAAGUCGUCGUGAACUCUUUGAAAAUUGAACAUAUGAUAACGAUAUUAUUAUUAAUAAUAAUAAAAAAAUAAUAAAAAAAUUUACAACCAAUCGAAGGUUACAAAAAAAUACUCUAUAUUUGAAAGAAAUAAAGCGCAGGUCGGAACAGUACGGGUAUCCAAUCAAGGCUUUAGACAAUUUUUCCCACCCGCCUGGUCUAGCUGGGCUCAUUAGCGAGAGGCGUUGUACGAGACGUGUAUACGUGUAUAUGAUGAUUUAAUUGAUCUACCUACUAAAAUUAGUUGAGAGUUAAAAUUUAAAACUUUCGGGAGUUUCUGUAUUACGGUAGCUCUACACCUGCAGAGCGAUAAGGAGAGAAAGAGGAAAAGAGUGGGUGGAAAAUGGACGUCAACGCCGCGUAGGUUACAUUAAAUUAGACGUUAUAUUAAAGAGAAGUUAGAGUAGAGAUCGGAUUAAAUUCAAGUCAAAGUUAAUGCGUAAUAAACCCUUGUAUACACAUACCUUAUACCCUUAUUUAAUAUUAUAACUGUGUGUCUUAAAGUACUUAAUCUAUACAUAUAACAUAUAUAUAUACAUAUAUAUAUAUAUAUAUAUUACGAUAUACCUUAUAUAUACACAAUUACGUGUUAAAAACAUAAAAGAAAAACAUCAAAAAUAUUAUUAUUAUUACUAUUAUUAUAGUUAGGCUAGAGAACCGGGACCAAUUUUUCACUUUCUGUCCAAUAAAACUAUUAUUAUAUUACCUAUCUGAUACUGCUUAGAGAGAAAGAGGCAAAAGAGAAAAAAAAAAAACGAAAAAAGAAAGAACAGGAAACAAGAAGAAGGUAUUCGCGUAUGCUGCAAAUUGAUAAAACGUACAGCAACAAGAAAAAAAGAAGAAAAAAGAAGAAAAGAAAAUACGAGAGACGGAGAAAGGAAAGAACAAACUUUCGUUAAUUGUAUAUCGUAUUAGAUUUUGUUUUUUUUUCAUUCUCUGCGACAUUACGACUAUAGAAUAGUCCGAUAUCGAUGUUAAAAUUAUAACGAAGACAAUUCGAGUAAUAAUAGUAUAAAUUAUUGUAUAGUCAAAAACCGAACGAUGACACAUGAGCAAUAAAUAAUUCUAUAUACAUAUAUACAUACCUAUUAUAACUAUGUACAGUGAAAAAAGAAUAAAUAUUAUCUAAACAGCAUUGGAAAUUAUAAGAACUAAACAAGAGGAAAGAGGGAAAAUAAAAUAAUAUAGAAAAACCGAAAAAAGUACGAUGAUAUAUAAUCAGAGAGAAAUAAAGUAAUGCAAACCGACACAACAGAGCGUGAACAAACAUACAGAUUCUAAAAUUUUGGUCCAAUUCAUAAAGCCGUUUUAUUAACUGAUAAUAAUAAUAAUAAUAACAAAUAAUAACAAUAACAACAAUAAUAAUUAUAAUAAAGAUAAUAAUAGUUUUAACAACAAGAGUAAAAUAAUAAAUCUAUACACAUGCAACAGCGUAUAUAAUACCAUUGUGCAGCGAAGCCCAGGAAUUUUAUUUAAAUUAAACGACAAAAAAGUAAGGGAUAUCGAAACAGAAAUGAUAAAGGGUUGGUAAAUACCAUGUGCCCUUGUGCAACGUGCGAAUGGAAUCUAGAUAAAGAUUGAAAUAUUGAAAUAAAAGAGAAAUAUAUCGAAAAAGAAGAGCCAGAAAAAAAAAAGAGAAAUAAAAAAAAAAAAGAUCGAAACCAAUAUGUCAAGGUGAUGAGAGAAGAAAAAUAGGAAAAAGAAAUAGAAGAAAUUUUCUCGGAACAUGAGAACACCUUGCAACGAAAUCUGACGUAAUAUACCACGUAGAUAUAUAAAAAAUAAGAAAAAGAAUAAGAAGAAGAGUAUAGGUGGAAAAGGGAUCAGCUAUCCUCUCCCGAUGCACCUCAAAGACUAUUUCCCGGAUAUCGCGAGAGGUAUUUUAUUUGUAGAGUGAAAGGCGUCGACAGUGAUGCGAAGGAAUCGUCUUCCCAUAGGAGACGGGGGUGCGCGUCGCGUCGAUUAAGAUUAAUAAAACGAGGAGGAACGGAUUCUACGUCGUUCGAGUUGUCGUAGACAAAAGGGGUACGGAUAAUCGUAAAAUUCAAUUAGGAUUUCAAAGACAAAAUGUCGACCUCUCGCAACGAGGAGGAGUACAACAGCGGCAUGGGUACGGACGCCAUAAUAUCGGAGGAGAACAUGACUUGGGGUGGCGGCGGGGUAAGCGGGGGUAGCGGGGGUAGCGGAAGUAGUGCCGAUUUACUGUUCGGAUUCGAAUCGAUUCAAGACGCCGCGGGUUCGUUCAACGCUUCUUUAAACGACAGUUACGCCUGGAACGCUAGUCUGUACAACGACACCGUUUUCAUAUUCAGCGGCAUGUAUCCGUCGGGAUACAGCUUACCCCACAUAGUGCUAGCGUCCAUAGUGAUAACCUUCCUAAUGAUCGUAAUAGUGGUCGGCAAUAUGCUGGUAAUAAUAGCGAUAGCUACCGAGAAAUCGUUGAAAAACAUUCAAAAUUGGUUCAUCGCCAGCCUGGCGGUAGCCGAUUUUUUUCUCGGACUCAUUAUAAUGCCCUUCUCCCUGGCCAACGAAAUAAUGGGAUAUUGGAUAUUCGGUUACUGGUGGUGCGACAUUUACUCGGCAAUGGACGUGCUUCUGUGUACCGCGAGUAUUAUGAACUUGUGCCUAAUCAGUCUCGACCGAUUUUGGAGUAUCACGCAGGCCGUUGACUACCUCAAAAAAAGAACACCGGCCCGAGCCGCUCUCAUGAUCGCACUCGUCUGGCUACUCUCGGCUCUGGUUUGCAUACCCCCCUUACUCGGAUGGAAGAGACCGACGCCGGAAGAAGAAUUCCCAAAGUGCAAGUUAUCGGAGGACAUCGGUUACGUGCUUUACUCGGCACUCGGCAGCUUCUACAUUCCAUCCUGCAUAAUGGUGUUCGUCUACAUCCGGAUAUAUUUCGCGGCGAAAGCCAGAGCGAGAAGAGGCAUUAGAAAAAAGCCGGUGGCGAGAGCUGCGGUCCCGGAAUCACCGGAUAUAAGACAAACGAGUUUCACUCAAAGUACGCCGGCGACCGGUACGCGAAAAAUGCAAGCUUGUAAUUCGACAAUGGAAAAUGUUGCCACUAUAGAAAAUCAACCUAUUCAAAUUCCGAUAGUAACGUGUGACUUCGCCAGCGACAUAAGCACAUCGGAGGCGGAACCGGGGGGAGGGAGUAACCCCCAGCUCGAGGAAAAGGACACUCUGAAGGUGAGCGUUCCACUCCAGAUCCAAAAGACGACGUUGAAAGCGUCGUUGUCCGUUAACGGGGAGGGUACUACGACGCAGACAAUACCGUUGCGGUGCAGGGCGCCGAGCGUCGGAAUAGACGUCGACAUGGUAUCCGAAUUCGAUCCAUCGUCCUCCGACAGCGGUGUAGUGUCCCGAUGUGCGGUAGUUAAACCAUUAAAAUUGAGGCUUUGUCAGCCGAUAUUCGGACGAAAGACGACGAACAAAUUAAAGAGGGAACAAAUCGACGUAGGUAAGGUGAACAAGGAUCAGUGUCCGGUGAUAGAAAUAAAGCCUCCGAAACCACGGGAUCCCGAAAGGGAGAAGCGACGUUUGGCGAGGAAAAAAGAGAAGCGGGCCACCCUUAUCCUCGGUCUGAUUAUGGGGAGUUUCAUCGCCUGUUGGCUGCCCUUCUUCUUUCUCUACAUCGUCAAGCCCCUUUUCCCGAAUCUCCCCAUACCGGGGCAAGCACUUGUGAUCGUAUUUUGGCUAGGUUACAUGAACUCCGCGUUGAACCCCGUGAUAUACACGGUCUUCAACAAGGACUUCCGACGAGCGUUCAGACGGAUAUUGUUUAAAUAGUUGCCGAGAACGCUUAGAGGUAGAAAUUCCCUUCAAAAUGACCGGGGUAGGUAGCAGGAGGAGCGCGAUCGUCACCGCGGUCGUACCUCCCUCUGGUCAUGCGUUCGCGGAAAAGAUGAGUGAAUUAACGGUGAUAUUUCAUUCGUAGAUUGUUAAUGAUUUUCCAUUGACGAAGGCGAAUCGAACCUCGGCGUUCCGAACCCUUUAACGAAACACUGAAUAAUUAUUAUUAUACCAUACAUAUAUAUAUCUGUAUAUAUACAUUGUAUGUAUAUGAACUUAGUUAAACGAAUUGGUAUAUACAUAGUAUGUAUGCUAAUAUCAAAAUGGCGACAAUUCUAUUCGAAUAAAAUUGAAAACAAAAAAAGCGCACCAUCAUCCCGAUGAAAUCCUUUUUUCUCUGUUUUGCUCAGUUAUUUAUUAAUGUUUUUUUAGUUCUUUUUAUUCCCAAUUGUUUCGCUAUAAUUACCAGACAGGAUUCAUUCGAAACUUUUGCAUGCGAAACGAUCACCUUUUUUGUUUUUCGAUUUCAUUAACUUUCCAUUCAUUUAUUCAUUUUUCAUUUUAUUUUAUUCUACUUUUUUUCCCCGUUCAGCUCGUCGCGUUUUCUGAGUGAAAAGUUCAAAGAUCCUUCGAACGUAAUUAGGAAAUUCUUUUGAAAUGGAGGAAGAAGGGCUGUAGCGAAAAAAAAAAAUAUAUAUACAUACAUAAGUGAACGUUAACCAAUUGGAAUUUUAUUCGCACUUUGACGUUAAACGAGGCGAAUUCAAAAAAAAAAAAAAAAGGACGAAAAAUCACCUCACCAAAUGUAUUUUUAUUUUUUGGUGUUUACAAAUUUCGGUAUCCGUUUUAAAUAUAAUUUUUCGAAUGAAAUAGAUUUUUUUAUUGUUUUAUACAAUUGUGAUUCAAGAAUUUCGUAUCGCUUCUAGCAUUCGCAACAUUUCAAAGAGAUUGAUAAUGAAUAUUGAAAAUAAUAAUAACGACAACAAUUACGGUAACGAAACCAAAUUUGAGACAACGGGAAUUAGGAUGGUGAAGAAAAAAUAUUAUUAGUUAAUGAAAAAUCAAUUCCACAAAUUACAUUACAUACUAUAAUGAAAAUGUGGUUAUAAAUAAAAUGUAAAUAAAUAUAUAAUGCUAUGACGCAUAUCAGAGCGCAUCUUAUAAUUUAUUUCAAAUUUUAAAUCAAAUUUCUAUAUCUAUAUAAUAUACUAUAAAACAUAAAAUUCCUACAGAUCAAAAUGCAAUAUCAAAAAAAAAGAAAUAAAUAAAUAAAUAAAAUAAAAUAAAAAAGAAAAGCCUUAGAAUUAUCAUAACGGAGUAAUUUCUCUCAACUAUUGAACGAAGAACAAUUACAAUAAUCAUCAAAAAUAAUAAUCAUCGUAGAAAUAUUAAUUAUUGAAGGAAGAAAAAAAAAAAUUCACCAAACCAACAAAAUCAAUCACAUUUUACGAAAUACUCACGAUAAAUUUUUGUAAAAUAAUAUUAAUAAUAAUAAUAAUGAUAAUGAUAAUAAUCAAAGCAAAUAUAAAUGUUUGAAAUAUAAAAGUAUAACCUACGGAUGAAUGAACGAUGUUUACGAAUAUUAUAAUAGCUACAUUGAAUAAAUUAAACAAUCUAAGUACAGCAGAUACUCAAAGCUUAGCCUUUUUAUGACAGACCAAAAAUUGGGGGAAAAAAACCGGAGAAACUAAUCGAUGAAAAUUAAACUCUUCUCACCGCAAACUGAUGCAGCGUAGAUGAAACAUUUUGUUAGAUUUCCAAUCGAAUUAUACCAACUAUAAUUAAAUGGCAGUCACGUGUCCAAUAGCGUAGGAAAAUUGAAUGAAAAGAAAAAAAAAAAUCAAAAUACAAUCAACGAUUAAUUGGAGUAACCGAAUGCAAUAAUAUAAUCUACACGCGACUGCAGUAGCUGUAUAUUUGUAUUAUUUGAGAAAUAAAAAAGAUUCCUUUUUUUUUUCAAUGAAACAAAGCAAAAGAAAAACGAGAAUUUUCCGACAAAUAAAAAGUCACUUCAACUUUCAUCUUACAUAUAAUACGAUUCUACAAUAACCUUCGACUCCAUUAUACAUGAAAAUUACAAUUCCACAUGAUACGACAAUCUGAUCCCGUCAAAGUAAAUUUAUAUAUGUAUUUUGAGUUUCACACGUACAAAUAAUGGAUUAAUAAUAUAUGAAAUACAAAGGAAUAACUUGGAAGAAAAAUAAGAUAAAGAUUAAAGGCAGUAUCUGAUAAUCAUUGACAAAUAACACGAGCAAGAGUUUCCUACUAAAUGCAUAGGGUUUUACAAAUAUAAUACAUUAUACAUAUAUUAGAUUGAGAGAAAUAAUUGAAAAUAUAUGGCUAUCGUCGAUAUUCAUGUAACGAUCGCAUAUAUGCGUCCCAACAUUUAAUCGUUGAUGUACGUGUUACGUAAAAGAGAAAAAGAUAAAUAAAACUAAAUGAUUAUUGAAUGAAUAAAUAAAUUAAUAAUAAUAAUAAAAAUCCAUCAGACAAUUACGGGGAUGCACACCGCAUUAAUAAUCGUGAUGGUAUUACAUGGUAUGUAUUGGUAUACACAUGAAAAUGGUUUAUCGAAAAAAUUAUCAUUAUUCUUAUUAUCAUUAUUAAUAUUGCCACCGCGAUUAUAACCACUGUCAUUAUUAUUCUGAUUAUUGUCAUUUUUAAUAUUAUUCUCAUUGUAGUACUUAAAUUGCGAUCCAAACUUUUUGCGUUCGAUGCCUACGAUAGUAACUAACAAUGAGAGGAAAAUUAUACACUUCCGACAAACGUUGUCGAUUCUAAUGAAGUGAAGAUUUGAAAUUUUCAGGAAAUCUUUGGUUGUAAUUAUUACUUGGAUUUCAUGAUCCUUAGUUCUGUUUUUAUUCGUUGUAUUCUUAUCGACUUCGCAUGUCCCAUUCUCCAACACUUUACCAGAUCGUUCAACUAGUUUUCUUUGAAAAUUUUCACAUCUAUCUUUUUUCUCAUGAAUUUUGACGACCCUCACCUCAUAUCCACGUUACAGGAUUAUACUUUUGAUUAUGUAUAAAAAAACAAUAUGUAAGAACUGAUAUAGUUUAUGUAAUCCGAACCCUGAAAAUCCUAUAUACCUAAUCGACGUACGCAUAUGAAAACUGGGAAGAAAAAAAGAAUUUUUACGUCUCAAAAUUCACAACCAAAAAAUGCAGAAUUUUCAGGAUACGGAUAUAUCAAAUGUGGAAGAAAAUGAUUGUCAACGAUAAUAAUAAUAGUAAUAAUAAUAAUGAUGAUGAUGGCGAUGACGACGACGAUGAAUGGGGAUGAUUAUGUUGAUGCGAUGAUGAUGAUGAUGAUAAUAAUAGUAAUAAUAAUCUAUUGAUAAUAUUGGAGCAAUGAAAUCACUGUGAUAUCACUAAAACGCUUUCAAGGUGUGUUGGGGUUGACAAAAGCAACAUGACCGGUAAAAAAAAAUAUAAGAGUAAACCGAAAAUAAAGAGAAAAAAACAAAAAAAAAUAUAUAUAUAAACGAAAGAAAAACUGCAGACAAAAAAAAAAAAAGAAAAGAUUAUUAGUUCGUCAUAUUAUAAUUGAAUGAAAUGAAAUAUACGAGUGGAAACCAAAAAAAAAAAAAAAUCAUCCAACAAAAACGAAAAAAAAAAAAUAAAAGAAAAAGAAAACGAUAACUUUAAAGAAAACUUAUUAAUUGUUAUAUACUUAUCCCACGUAUGUAUACAUAUAUUAUACCUAUACAUUUGUAGGUUUGUCUGUUAUAAAAAUUCUGUGAAUAUUUCUAUAUGGGGUAGUGAAAGAUGGGGCAAAAAUUGUUUAGAAAAUAGAUUUGUAAAUUCGAAAUUCCUUAUAUAUCCUUCCCGAUUCUCAGUUGAAAUUUUCGUGAUGAGAAAAAAACUAAGAAAUAUCAUCGUAGUUAAAGAUGUGCGGGGAGAAAAAGUUGUGGAAUAAAUAAAAAUCAUC